Molecule: messenger RNA, 1896 nt
Organism: Staurois parvus
Lineage: Eukaryota; Metazoa; Chordata; Amphibia; Anura; Ranidae
Source: the annotation of a GenBank genome assembly
AUGCUGGACACCAAUAAAUCCCGAUUUGUUGAUUUCCAAAAGGUUCGCAUCCAGGAGACCCAGGCAGAGCUCCCACGGGGCAGUAUUCCUCGUAGCGUGGAAAUCAUCCUUCGUGCUGAGGCUGUGGAGUCUUGUCAGGCUGGCGACAGAUGUGAUUUCACUGGAUCUCUAAUCGUCGUACCUGAUAUUGCUCAGUUGGCUACACCAGGUGUCCGAGCUGAAACAAGCUCACGAGUGGGAGGAGCCGAAGGUUAUGAAGCAGAAGGCGUCCGUGGCCUUAAAGCCCUUGGUGUCAGAGACCUCUCCUACAAACUGGUCUUCCUUGCAUGUCACGUUGCACCAACAAAUCCCAGGUUUGGUGGAAAAGAUCUGAAUGAUGAGGAUAUGACAGCAGAGAGCAUCAAGAAUCAGAUGUCUGUGAAGGAAUGGGAGAAGGUUUUUGAGAUGAGCCAGGAUAAGAAUCUUUACCAUAAUCUCUGCACCAGUCUCUUCCCUACCAUACAUGGUAACGAUGAGGUGAAGCGAGGUGUCUUGCUCAUGCUUUUUGGUGGUGUCCCAAAGACCACUAUGGAGGGCACAUCUCUGCGUGGAGACAUCAAUGUUUGCAUUGUUGGAGACCCAAGUACAGCAAAGAGUCAGUUCCUCAAACACGUUGAGGAGUUCAGCCCGCGGGCGGUGUACACAAGCGGGAAGGCAUCCACUGCUGCUGGUCUGACUGCGGCUGUAGUGAAGGACGAAGAGUCCCAUGAGUUUGUGAUCGAGGCCGGAGCCUUGAUGUUGGCCGAUAAUGGUGUGUGUUGCAUUGAUGAAUUUGACAAAAUGGACCUGAAGGACCAGGUGGCAAUCCAUGAAGCCAUGGAACAGCAGACCAUCUCCAUCACCAAAGCUGGUGUUAAGGCAACGCUGAAUGCAAGAACAUCCAUCUUGGCUGCUGCAAAUCCUGUUGGUGGUCGUUAUGACAGAUCAAAGUCUCUAAAACAGAACAUAAACUUGUCUGCUCCGAUCAUGUCAAGAUUUGACCUCUUCUUCAUCCUGGUUGAUGAAUGCAAUGAGGUGACGGAUUACGCCAUUGCUCGGCGUAUUGUCGACCUACACUCCCGCAUUGAAGAAUCCAUUGACAGAGUGUACACCCUCGAUGAAGUCCGUAGAUACCUGCUCUUUGCCCGGCAGUUCAAGCCUAAAAUCUCUAAAGAGUCAGAAGACUUCAUAGUGGAGCAGUACAAGAGGCUUCGACAGAGGGAUGGCUCUGGGGUUACUAAGUCAGCUUGGAGGAUCACUGUCCGACAGCUGGAGAGUAUGAUCCGGCUGUCUGAAGCCAUGGCAAGGAUGCAUUGCAGUGAUGAGGUGCAGCCAAAACAUGUCAAAGAAGCUUUCCGACUGCUGAACAAGUCCAUUAUUAGAGUGGAGACCCCAGAUGUGAACCUGGAUCAGGAGGAUGUAGAGGAAGAGCAGGCUCAGGAGGACAUCAAUGGCGAUGCCGGAAUACCCAAUGGUCAUGUGAAUGGAAUAAAUGGUCAUGCAGAUAGCGAGCCUAUGGAGACGUCUGCCAAACCAACCUUGCGUCUCAGCUUUACAGAAUACAAGAGGAUCUCCAAUUUAUUGGUCCUGCAGCUGAGGAAGAUGGAGGUCCACACAGAUGAGGAUGAAUCGACUCAGAAGAAAAACGAGCUCAUUAACUGGUAUCUGAAGGAGAUGGAGUUAGAGAUUGACUCUGAAGAGGAACUCGUAAACCGGAAGCAGAUCAUUGAGAAGGUUAUCCACAGACUAGUUCAUUAUGAUCAGAUCUUGAUUGAAUUAUCACAGACUGGACUGAAAGGCUCUGGCAGUGAUGAGGAAGCCGGCAAGGAAGAGGAUCCUUACCUGGUUGUCAACCCCAACUACAUCCUAGAAGAUUAG